AUGGGAUUCCAAGGCCCUGUGCAGUCAAUCUACCUUGCUUUGCAAUCUACCAAGUUUCUUGCUGUGGUUGAGAAAAACAUGGUGUCGAACAAUGAAUUCGGCGCACUUCAGCUAGAGUCGGACCUGAGCAAAGGGCUCAUCGCAUGGGAUAGUCAAAGCGACACGCACAAUCCCAGGAACUUCUCCCCCGCAAAGAAAUGGACUACGAUGCUCUUACUCAGCGCCAUGAUAGCACUCAGCUUCCUCACAUCUACUAUUGUCUCGCCGGCAGCAUCUCACAUUACAUCUGAGUUUCACGUUGAAUCAGCGAUCCUUUCCUCACUGAUUACUACUAUAUAUGUACUCGCCUACAUGUUUGGCCCGCUUAUACUAUCUCCUCUCAGCGAGCUGUACGGCCGUCGUUUGAUACUUAACUGCGCCAACGCCGUCUUCACUCUUUCCCAUAUCGGCUGUGCGCUAGCACCAAACGCUGGAACAUUCCUUGCAUUCCGCAUAAUAUCUGGCCUUGCAGGGUCAGUAAGUUUAUCAGUUGGGGGAGGAAUAGUUCCGGACCUUUUCGACGUUCAUGAGCGCGGUACGCCUAACGCACUAGUCACGACGGGGUCAUUGUUUGGACCUGUAUUAGGGCCUCUUUUCGGAGGAAUAAUCACACAACGAGCCGGUUGGCGAUGGAUAUUUUGGGUGCUUCUCAUCGCUUGCGCAGUUGUGGCAAUUGCAAUGGCGGCCUUCACACCAGAAACUAAUGCAGCCGUGAUUAUCCGUCACAAGGCAUUGAGAUUACAAAAGGAAACCGGCAGACAAGAUCUUCAGAGCGCCUACGAUUCCGAGAAAGCAUCCACCAGUCUCAACAAUCCUUGGCUCCUACUAGCUCGUGCCAUUUCCCGCCCUUGGAAAAUGCUCUUCCAUUCCCCGCUGUUGGUCAUCCUUUGCACCAUGGUAGGCCUGAUCUCAGGUCUACUCUAUACCCUCCUUACCACCACCUCUACAUUCUUUCAAGAAUUUUACGGGUGGUCCCUCGAGACCGCCGGCCUUGCGUAUAUGGGCCUCGGCCUUGGCAGCCUGGUCGGUCUGAUUGUAUUUGCGAAGACUUCCGAUCUUCUCGCCGUCCGUCUCACCAAGGCGAACAACAAUAUCUUUCAGCCCGAGAUGCGCAUAGUGACGGCGUUCCUCCCGGCGCUAUUCAUCCCGGUGAGCUUCUUCUGGUACGGCUGGUCUACGCAAGCCCAGACGCAUUGGAUUGUUCCGUUGAUCGGUCUAGUACCCUUUGGCUUCGCCCAGGUGGGAAUCAAUGCAACUGCUCAGGCGUAUGUAAUUGACGCGUCUGGACCCUUUGCGGCAUCUUCAAUGGCUUGCGUCACAUCCGUGCGCUGUCUUUUUGGUGCGUUCCUGCCACUGGCUGGGCCUAGUCUUUACGGUCAUCUCGGCCUAGGAUGGGGGAACUCUCUGUUAGGCUUUGUCGUCACGGCCGCCCGACUUGUGAGCCAUGCCGCCAGCGGAAGGUCCGUUGCAACAGGAAGACGCCGUGCUCGCACUGCUCCCGCCUACAGCUCUCGUGCGUCUACGAAACACGGCGAAGGCGUGGGCCUACCAGGGCACCAUCCAGGGCCUCGCCACGACCGUCUUUUUCGAGAACACCGCCUGCUCACGAGCAUGAGGCUUACAAAAGUCGAGGGGCUUCUUUCCAAUCUCAUGGCUUCGCUCGAUCAUGGUAAAGCUUCCACUGACCCCAUUGGGAAUGAUCAAGAUGCACCGGGUCCGGUUCUAGUGCCUCCCGUGCAACCCCCUCAAGAAGCUACGUUGGGCGAGGGGGUGAAGGGUAGCUACGUUGACAACUCAGUGUUCGUCAGGCUGUUCCUGGACGAUAUGUCUCGACAAAGUUCUGGAAAUACCAAGCCACCAAACAGCUCGUUAAACCUUCCAACUCAUGGUCCAUCCAUGCAGUAUGGGGUAGUUGCCACCGACGUCUUCGGGUAUCAAGUUGAUGAUAUCUCCAUACCUUCGCCAACGUACGGAAAGUUAUGGUCUCUUUACAAACAGAAUUUCGAUUCCCUGGUGAAACUCUUGCACAUACCCACCAUACAACCAGUUAUAUUGCAUGCCUCCGCCAAUCCCCACGAGGCAGACGAUGCAACAAUGACCCUGGUAUACGCUGUUGCGUUCGCAGCUACGGUAACCGUGCCAAGGGCAAAGGCAAUGGAGCAGCUCGGGUUUGAAAAGACAACCCUCCUACGCCAUCUCAUGCAACAAAUGGAUGGCGCAUUGAUGAGGGCACAAUUCCUGUUACGCCCAAAUACACGGGCCCUGACGGCUCUUGUCAUCUAUUUGACGGCACUGAGGACACACGACGCAACACGAACAAUUUGGAUACUGACCGGUCUUGCCAUGCGCAUUGCCGAGUCGCUUGGAGUCCAUGUAAACGGCACCCGUCUAGGUCUGGAUCCUUUCGAGACCGAGAUAAGACGUCGGCUGUGGUGGCAUCUAACCGCUCUCGAUGCCACGGCGCCCGAAAGCCACGGGUUCGAUUCAACGACCGUGGACCGUAACCACACAUGUCUGCUACCAACCAACAUCAACGACAUCGACAUUUCUCCACAGAUGACGGAGCCACCCAUCGGGAAGGACCAGUGGACUGAGAUGUCAUUUUCCAUCAUGAACCUGGACCUGUGCCGCAGCUUAAGGCGCGUCAUUGCUACAACCACGCAGAACGAUGCCGGGACUAGAGUUGACACAAUACAUGAAACCGAGCGUAAGGUGGAGCAACAAUGGCUGCAACUCGCGGAUAUGACGAAUCCAAUAUGUCGUGCUGCAGAUGCUCUGCUGCGCAUAUCUGUCUUGAAGACGCGUUUCAUCAUGACGCUUCAAGCCUGGCUUUCGACUACAAGGAGUGCAGAUGGCAGAUACCAUCACCUCCCUCAGUCAGCCUUUACGACUGCUAUCAAAUUACUCGAAGACGGAUAUCUACUUCAGUCAGGGAAACUAUUCGAAAGUUUUGCAUGGUUUUUCCAGCAACAACCGCAAUUGUACGCUUUGUUCCUCGUGCUACGCACGCUGCACGCCUCCCCCGGCCGAGCUGAAGCGGAUAGGGCAUGGGUUGCGGUAGAUAAUUAUUUUACUUGCCUCAUUGACUUUGAAGAGGCAUCCGAGAUGAAGGGCAGGACGAGCUGCGUUUGGACAGUUCUCGGUCCAUUGCGUGAUAAGGCCAGAGAGUCGUGUGCGCAGAUGAGUCGCAAAGCGCAAGGCCUGGUAGCAGCGGAAGCAUCGUCGGCGCCAUCCCCUGCCAACUUGACACAGACAGGCCUUUCCGAUGAAUCUGGUCAGCCCCUCCCAACCGCCGAGGCUAAUAUGCCGUUGUCACCAUUCCAUUCCGCACUCGAUCCUUCGGCUUUGGAUGACAUGCUCAUGUGGCAGGAUUUCUCGGGUUGGUUCAAUCUUGAUGCAAGACUUUUAUAA
Molecule: messenger RNA, 3450 nt
Organism: Aspergillus bombycis
Lineage: Eukaryota; Fungi; Ascomycota; Eurotiomycetes; Eurotiales; Aspergillaceae
Product: MFS transporter/fungal specific transcription factor domain-containing protein
Exons: 8
Coding region: 1-3450 (1149 amino acids)
Biological process (GO): transmembrane transport; DNA-templated transcription
Cellular component (GO): membrane
Molecular function (GO): zinc ion binding; transmembrane transporter activity; DNA binding
Source: RefSeq, a predicted model, not a curated record